CAACUUGUGUACGAAAUGUUUGGAAGGAAUGUCUGAUUACGAAGACCUAACAACACAGGUUUGCUCUUCAGUAUUUAGAUCUAGAUCUAGAGAUCUAACGAAUUUAAAAGAAUGUUGGAUGGUUAUCUCGAAAUUUGAACAAAAUGGAUCACUCCAAAGGUAGAAGAAAGUGGACCAAUGGUGAUCAAGACUUCCAAAUGCCUCUAAGUAUACCAGUUGCAAAAGAAGAGGUUCCUCCCCAGUAUGAACACUAUUUGCAUUUAUUACAAGAAAGAAACAGGCUGUUUAAAAAGUUGCGCCAGAAAGAUAGGAAAGAAAUAGAACUGGAAAAGAAAGAGAAAGGCUUCACAGUGUACUUAAACUCUUCUUUCUCUGCUGGAAAAGAUACGAGGAACAAGUUUGAUGCCAACAGAGAACUACAGAGAAGGAAAACUACUAAUGCAGCUGAUCAGGUAACUAGAUCCAAACAAACUGAUUCUGCUAGACAAGUUCUUGAGAGACGUCGUCAUUGGAAUAUCUCUUCAGUUGAAUUUACUUCAGCUGAUGGCCAGAGACACAAAAUCAAGCCACCAGAGAUUCUCACUGGACAUUACCAAGAGGAUUUUGAAGAUGAUGAGUUUGAAAGCAAAAUGUCAUCGCUAGACUUGAAUGAUGAUGACAGCGGUGUAAACAAUUCCUCAUCAUUGACAACACCCAGGAAACAGAAAACCAGUUUCUUGAAGAGAGUGGUGGCGGCUAAGAAAGAAGAGAGUGAAACUGAAAACACUGUAGUUAUCAAGAUGGAGGACAUUAAGAAGUUGCGAGAAAGUUUGCAGAAAAAUCAGACAAUAAGACAAAGUAUCGCCAUGGAUUCAGACUCUGAUGAUGAUCCAGUGGAGAAAUGUUUUAAGAAUGAUUCUGAUGGUGAAAGAAUCUCUCCAAUAGAUGAAGAGAUUGAAGAACUGAUCUACAGUGAUGAUGAUAACUAUGACAACAGAAAAGUCAAUUAUGGGGUUAUGAAGCCUUCAAAACUCUUUAAACCUGGAGAUACAUUAGUCUUAGAGUUUCAGCCCAUACAAAAUAAAAGCAAAACUUCAACAAAUUUAACUGCAGCCAGGAAAAAGACAGAGUCCGACAUCUCUCCUUCAGUUUCAUUUCCAAAGUCAUCACAGUUGUCUUCAUUUACAUCUGGGCAGAAUUCUUUGACACCUAGAGAACUAUCAAUAAAAUCAGAUGCAAGUAAAUCCAACCGUCCAUUGUCUGCCAGUCGUAAGAGUACAGAGACUAAAAUAGAUCCACAUGAUGAAGCAGCUGCUGUGGUGAGAGCUCUUCAGGAGGAAAACAAAAUGGUGGAGAAAUCCAAAAGCAGACCACUCCCACAGCCCAAGAAACAUCCACAGAAGUCAUCCAGCAUCUCUGCGCUACCCACUACCAGUUCAUCUCUUGAUAAAGAUAAGUUGUCCAUUCAAAACCAAAGUGCCUCUAGUUCCGAUAAAUCAGAACCAAAUAUUGAUUGUGUUAUUAAGAAAGUUCUACAGAUGAAUCCAAAACAACAACGCCAUCUCUUAAAUACUUUAAGUCACAUAGAUACAGAAGAUCACUUAGUCAACUCACACUGUAUUACUUCUUCAUGGUCUUCUAAAGGUCCUGUGACAGAACGCAUGGAAGUAACUGUAGAAAUCUUGUCCAACUGGGGUCAUUCUUCACUGGUGGGUCUUACAGAGUUGCAGUUUUUUGAUGAGUCUAAAUGUCUGAUUCCCAUCAAGCCCUCUGAUGUCUCUGUUCAUGGAGUGAAAGAUAAUUACAAUAAAAUUGAGGUCCUGUUCAAUGGAAAAUCCAAGACAACCAAAGAAAGAAAUAUGUGGAGCUGUCCUUUUGAUGGUCACCCUAUUGAGUUCUCCAUACUUUUAAUUAAUCCAAACCCAGGCAAAGAUUUUAAUCUUGGGUCAGUCAAAGUUUGGAACUGGAACAAUAAAAUUAAUAAUUUGGACAUAGGAGCACGACAUAUAUGUAUCCAUUUCAAAGGAAAACUUUUAUUUGAUGGGGAGGUUGAUAAAGGAUGUGGGAAUCAAAUCUUUGAUUACAGCAAGCACAUUGUAUUUUCAGUCAACCAAUCAGAAGCUAACAAAUCUCUUUCCAAAUCUGGGCUUUCUCUUGAUCUGAGUAAAUCAGGAGGGAACUCAAUAUUUCUAUCAAAAAACAGUCCCAGACUUACCUCCCCUGCUUCAGAAUCGCCUACUAAGACAGACAGUUAUGGGCUUACUCCAUCAGGGAGCCAUCAUGCAUUUCGCAGUAUAUCUAGAUCGUCUCAGUCAUCUGCUUCCUCCUCUGGCUCAACUAAAGCCAGUGGCCCAAUUGACGAGAAAGGGGAUGAAGGGGUCAUUCGCAGUGAGACUCGGACUUUGUUACGUGCCACAGUUUUACCAAGGAGAGGUUCUGCCAGUUCUGGAUUUUCCAGUCCAGAAAUAGAACCUCCUAAAAAACAAGACAAUGUCAAGAUGCCUGAGAAGUCCAGAGGUCAAACGCCCAAGAAAAGUAAAAGAGUGGCUGCCAAUUUAAAUGGCAGGUCCAAUGACAAUGACAGUAACUCAAAGUCCAAUAAUGACAGUUCUGAGUCCAAACCCCCACUACCCCCAACACACAAGUCAGAUAGCUCAUCCUCGAGAUCUCUUGAGAGAUCAUCCACCUUGCAGACUAAAAUGUCACCCAAGUCAUCCCGAUCAGAGCCUCACAUCUCCCCAAACUUGUCUUCACCUCCGUCCAACUUGGCUAAAAUUGAUAAGGCCUCAGACAAGAGAGACAGUGACCUUUUGGACUCAAUCAAAAAUAUGAAUCAAAGUGAAAAUAAAAGAAAAAAGGCAGUCCCAACAUGGCUGAAGGGAGCUGACAAUGUUGGAGAUAAAGCUGCAGCACUUAGACACUCAGGUAAAGGGGACAAAACAAAAGAGGAUUCAGAUAUUCAGAAGGAACUGGAUGAAGAGUUUGAAAGGUUUUCACAAAGUGGUACAAACAAGGAUAAUAAAACUCAAGAAGAAGAUGAUGUGCUGUUUCCCAUGAAGAAAGUGGAGAAGACUCGAGCCAAAUGGCGUAGAAAAGAAGCAGACCUGGAGGAAUCCUGGGGCUCACUGUCUUUUUUCAACAAGUCUCAUCGAGGCAGAGUUUCUAUCGACAUGGGAGAUGAUGAACUGGAUGAAUACUUGAAACCUGAAGCUAAAAGUUCAGAAGCUGUCAUACCAGCUGCACCUCCUAGAAUACCUUUACCAGUUGACAGUUGGUCAGAUGAUGACUCAGAGUUCACAAUCCCUGAGUUGCCCAGUGGUAAGGAGAUGGUGAUCAACAUUAAAACUACCUGGGGUGACCAUCAUUAUGUUGGAUUGACAGGCAUCCAAGUGUUCUCUAGUCAAGGGGAGCAAGUUGUCAUUACAAAGAUUUCAGCCAAUCCCAGUGACAUAAACAUUCUUCCUGAAUACAGUCGAGAUCCUCGUGUUGUGACCAACCUAAUUGACAAUGUCAACCGCACCAGAGAUGAUGUCCACAUGUGGCUGGCUCCCUUUACUGCAGGAAAAGACCAUACCAUUUACCUUACAUUCUCCAAGCCUUGCAAAAUAGCCCUAAUGAGAAUAUGGAACUACAAUAAAUCUCGAAUUCAUUCUUUUCGUGGAGCUAAAGAUGUGAUCAUCACAUUGGAUGGUGCCACAGUUUUUAAAGGGGAAAUUGCAAGAGCUUGUGGUGGCAUUGAAGGAGGCACAGAAGCCUUUGGAGAUACAAUUCUAUUCACAACUGAUGAGGCUAUACUGGAAGCUGUGUCCAAACAUGAUGAUGCUUUUGAAGGUGAAACAUUUAGUGAUGCAGACGAUGAGAUGCCAGUGCAGCGACCUUCUACCGCUGAUGCUGAUGAUGAUUCACGUCCUUUCACUCGUGCAGCCGGGCUGUUAAAUAAGGAGACAAGCAAGGGGAGCUCACCAAGACCGGCUAACAGUUUUGUUAUGAAUGUUGGCGAUGUCUUGGUGUAUAGAGCCAAAAAACUUCAGCUUCAGUUUACUGCAACCUGGGGAGACUACCACUACCUUGGGCUGACUGGACUAGAACUUGUUGGGAGUGAAGGGGAGGCUCUCCCCAUCACCACAGAUAUGAUCACAGCCUCACCUCAGGAUUUGCGUCAUUUACCUGGAAAUGAGAAAGAUGACCGUACUUUAGACAAGCUAAUAGAUGGGCAUAAUUUGACCUGUCAAGAUUCCCACAUGUGGCUAAUACCAUUCAAUGAAGGUCAGAGCCACACUGUCACUGUUUCCUUGUCUCAGCCCACACUGCUCACUGGUGUCCGGGUCUGGAAUUACAACAAAAGUCCAGAGGACACUUACAGAGGGGCCAAAAUCAUGCAUGUUUUUAUCAAUGACAAAAUGGUGUCUCCACCAGAAGGUUAUUUGCUAAGGAAAGGACCUGGCAUCUGUUAUUUUGACUUUGCUCAAGAGAUCAACUUUUCAAAUGCAACCUAUGCUAACAGCUUGUCUAGUUUGUCAAAUGCUAUAUCAGAUCAAAACUUUGAGAGUGCUCUACAAAUGCCAAGGGGUUUUAUUUUCCAGUUCCAACUCUUUAACACCUGGGGAGAUCAGUACUACAUUGGACUCAAUGGCUUGGAAUUUUAUGAUGCUGCUUUUCAUAAGAUAGAGCUGACUCAGACUAACAUCGCUGCCUAUCCAGACAGUGUGAAUGUUUUGGACAAUGUCAUAAAUGAUGCACGUACACCAGACAAACUAAUUGAUGGCUUUAAUGACACUAAUGAUGGCAGACAUAUGUGGCUGGCUCCUAUUUUGCCCUCAAUUAUAAAUCGAAUUUAUGUGAUUUUUGAUCAACCAACAUCAGUUUCCAUGAUUAAGUUGUGGAAUUACAGCAAGACUGUUACAAGGGGUGUUAAGGACUUUGCACUCUUAGUUGAUGAUCUUCUUGUCUACAAUGGAACACUUCAAGCCAUCAGUGGAGGAGCUAAAGGCAUAGUCCCUAACUGCAGUGCCCCAGUCCCGCAUCAUACGUUACUCUUUUCAGACAAUAAGGAGGUGGUACAAAAAGAAAAGCAUUUUAUCAUAAGUAACCAGUCAGAAGAUCAAGAUAUUCAGCUUAUGAAUGAUAAGAAAUUGAUCAGCCAAGGCACUAAUGCCUUCUCUAAUAAACCUGUCAAUCAAGCCCUAAGACCUAAAACUAGUGUAACCAAGACCUCAAGAAGGUGACAAGCCCAGAGGACUUUACUAAAAACAGUGGAAACGAGCAAAUAAACAUUUGAGAUCACUGUGUGGAUGCAAUCCUUUCAAGAGAAUAUGUAACAAUUCCAAAUUAUGAUAUGUAAGAAAUAGUUAACAAAAUCAAAUUGUUUUUAUUUGUUCAGAGAAUCUCAAAUAGCUGUGUGUUGUAUCAGGAUUUCCUUUAGAUCUGCUAAAAUUAUUAUUUAAGAAUCUCUUUAAAUCAGAUAUUUAAAGAUAUAUUGUACAGUUAAUGGAUAUUUUGUUUUAAUUAUUAUAACAAAGAAAAAUUAAGAGCACUAAUUUCAAGUCAUUUGUAUUGUCUAGAAGCUCUUCUGUGAUAAUUUCUUUUUGUUGUUUUCAAUCUGGAAGUUUAGUUAAUAUGUGAACAAAUGCAGAGACAGCUCUAUGUGUUGACAGUUUUGUUUUUUAAAUAAAACAUACUUUAAAACAAA
Molecule: messenger RNA, 5668 nt
Organism: Biomphalaria glabrata
Lineage: Eukaryota; Metazoa; Mollusca; Gastropoda; Planorbidae
Product: katanin-interacting protein-like
Exons: 39
Coding region: 144-5204 (1686 amino acids)
Source: RefSeq, a predicted model, not a curated record